GUUUGGGCUCAUUUCCGCUCUGUUGUGGCCGUUUGUAAAGAAGAGAAGACCGACAACUGCCGUCAUGUCCAACAACAAUGCCAGCAGCAACUUAAUUGUUGCUCAAAGGGCCGUGAAGCAGCUUCGAUUAGAGGCCAGUAUUCGGAGGAUCAAGGUGUCCCAGGCUGCUGCUGAUCUGAGAAACUUCUGCUUGCAAAAUGCUUCCAAGGACCCUCUUCUGAUGGGAGUCCCUUCCAGUGAUAAUCCCUUCAGACCCCCAAAAUCCUGCUCACUGUUCUGAGCAGCACGAGGAACAUGAAGGAUUUCUGGAUUCUUCUGCAAACUCUCUCUUCACUUCUGAAUGAUGUCAACGCAGAUUUGUCAACACCUCAUCUUGAGAUGAUGCACAUGGUGCUCAUGGGUUUGAAGGGGAGGGGGCAUUUGUUUGCCAAAACUAAUGGUAUCACAACUCCCAUCUGUUACCUUAAAGCAGAGCUAAACUCUACAUGUUCAACAAAUGACGAACAGAAAAUGUUCUCAACACUAACCUGAUUAAUGAUUAAUUUUGGUUUACCCAGUGCUCAACAUGUCCAUGCUUGAUUUACUGACUUCAACAUGGUCUGUAUUCAGUCAGUAAAACAGGAACUUUCCUCUGUUAUUUUGAGUGGCAUGCAAAGGAAUAAUCACAUAGAUUUAAUCCAGGUGCUGUUAAGGAAUAGAAACAUGUCAUAUAAAACACUACAGAAAAACUAGUAACGUUUUGCUGACAUCCCAGGACCAUUUUAACGAAACUGGUGCCUUCAGCUGCUCCCAUAUUAGAGACUAUGUUAAAUGCAUUAUGUUAAUCUUGAGGUACUACAACAUAGAGUAACCCCAUCUGCUAAGGGUAUGUGAUUGAUGAAUUAACUUUAAUCCAAUGUUCUUUCUAUAUAUAAAUAUAUGCAACAGCCUGUUAAAGUUUCUUUUCUUUUUGUGUACAUGUUGCAUCUCUGUGAAGAAAAUAAGGCCUUUCACAGUUUGGAUAGUGGUAGCGAGUUUAAUUCACUUUAGAUGCAAAAAUGUUUCUACCUGUUGAAAUCCUUCAUAUUUUGUAUGUAUUUAAUGAAUCGUGCUGCAGUGGCUUGUUGCUUUAAUUUUUUUCCACACUGGAUUCACACUCCAAUCAACCAAAUCCUUUACUGCUGUCAGCUUGUAUCUUUCUGAAAGUUAAAUGACUUUUUCCAGACACUGAUAAAAUGCUGCAUGUGGUUUUAAAAAUCAAACCUGUGUGCAAAUAGCAAAAGAAGAAAAAUAUUUGAAUGUAACAUGUAAUGUGGUUCAAAUUUUCUGUGCAUUUUAUGACAUAAGCCCUCAGUUUAGUGCUUCAGUGAAAGCAGUCACAUGAAUUGGAGCAUUUUCACUAAUAUCAUCCAUGAAGAAUCAGAGGUAAUUGGAUAGAGUGGCUCUCAUUUGUGACAGUUAUCUGCUGAACUCAGUUUAUUUGAUCUAAUAAAAAUGUA
Molecule: messenger RNA, 1478 nt
Organism: Melanotaenia boesemani (Boeseman's rainbowfish)
Lineage: Eukaryota; Metazoa; Chordata; Actinopteri; Atheriniformes; Melanotaeniidae
Exons: 3
Coding region: 65-280 (71 amino acids)
Biological process (GO): G protein-coupled receptor signaling pathway
Cellular component (GO): heterotrimeric G-protein complex
Molecular function (GO): G-protein beta-subunit binding
Source: RefSeq, a predicted model, not a curated record